AUGCUCUCACGUGUUGCUGCGGUGAAGGCACCCCGCACACACAACCGUCGCCGCGUGACCGGAUCCAGCGGAAGGAGGAGGGAAGGAAGAGAGAGUGAGCCGCGGAGGCCCAACAUGUCCCGGCGUGUGUUUGCUUCAGCGGUGCUGCUCCUCCUCGUCGUGUUGAUUUGCUGCGGUACUUGUGGAGCUGCGGCCACUGAGAAACCAAAUUCAGGCAAGAAUGAUUUAAUAAAUAUUCAGAAUUUGCAACGGGUCGAUCUAUUUGUGCCGCAGACGACGCUGGUGCUGCCGAAGAUGGGGACUGACUCAGGUCGGAGGGAUUCAUUUGUUUCACCCUCUCUCGUCAGUGCUGGUGGAGUAAUUGCUGCUUUUGCCGAGGGUCACAUGAAUGCCAAAACCCCCCCUACCGAAUCAACUAAGCCGUCUUCUGAUGUUGUUGCGGAGUACAUCGACUCUGCGUGGGAAUGGUCCACUCUUGUUGAAAAGGUGAGUGAAAGUACAUGGAAGGCACACACCGUGCUUGGUACAACGGAUGGAACGGAUAAUCGUGUAGGUGUUGUGCUCCGCCCCACAACAACCAUGAAGGACAAUAAGGUGUUUCUUCUUGCGGGAAGCACUGAUGCGCACAAAGAAGGUCUGGAGUGGAAAGUGGACAACCAGGAUCUGAAACUGGUUGUGGGUGAUGUCACGCCGUCUACGCGCGGCGAGCCGGGUGGACGGAUCGAAUGGGGUGACCCAAGACCGCUGUUCGAUUCGAAAUAUUCAUUGAAUCACAAAAAUAGAUUGAAUACCUUUUUUCCUUCUGGUGGCGCAGGUGUUCUGAUGGAGAAUGGCACGCUUGUGUUUUCUCUGAUGGCGAAGAGUGAAGAAAAUGAUGGCGUUUACUCCAUGAUCAUUUAUUCGACGAACAACGGCAGUACCUGGUCGCUAUCGGAGGGUGUUUCUUCUGCGGGCUGCCGUUAUCCCCGCAUCACCGAGUGGGAGGGAUCACUUCUCAUGAUUGUUGACUGCAAUGAUGAACAGAAGGUGUACGAGUCGCGUGACAUGGGGACAACGUGGACGGAGGCCAUCGGGACACUUCCAGGCGUGUGGGUCAACUCACGAUCAAGAGUCUCUCAGGAUGUAAGCCUGCGUGUGGAUGCCCUCAUCACUGCGACCAUUGAGGGAAGGAAGGUCAUGCUGUACACACAGAGAGGGUACUUCUCGGGGGGGAAUAAGGCAACUGCGCUCUACCUUUGGGUGACGGACAACAACCGUACGUUUUCUGUUGGGCCGGUUGCCGUGGAGGAUAAUAUGAAUUGGAUGCUCGCCAGCACCCUGCUGUACUCGGAUGGGAGGUUGCAUCUUUUACAACAGAGGGACAACGAUAAAGGCGGUGUCAUCUCACUUUCCCGCCUGACGGAGGAAGUGAGUACAAUCAGGUCCGUCCUCAGUACUUGGGCGCAAAAGGACAUUUUCUUCUCCAACUUGUCUAUACCCACGGCGGGUCUGGUGGCAGUUUUGUCCGAUGCGGCCGGUGAUGGGAGAUGGUACGACGAGUACCUUUGCCUGAAUGCGACGGUGACGAACGCCACGAAGGUCAAGGAUGGGUUUCAGUUGACGGAGCCUGACUCCGGGGUAAUAUGGCCUGUGAACACUCAGGAUGAUAAUGUGCGCCAUGUGUUUUUGAGCCACUACUUCACACUUGUGGCGUCGGUGACCAUCGAAGAGGCUCCGACUGCGGACGCUCCUCUACUGACUGCGGUGUUGCGUGACGCUGGGCCCCCGUAUCUCAUGAGACUUUCGUACACCGCGGAUAACAAGUGGGAGACGAUUGUCGAAGGCAAGAUGACAAAACCAACAACGGAAAGCAGGCUUUGGGUGCCGAAGGAAGAAUACCAAGUGGCCCUCAUGCUGCAAGGCAACAAGGCCUCUGUGUACAUUGAUGGUGAGUCGCUGGGGGAGGAAGAAGCUCUGUCAACAGAUGAGAGACCAAUUGAUGUCGCAGGCUUUUGCUUUGGCGCGUGCGAAAUGCACAACUCUCCUGUGACGGUGAAGAACGUCUUCUUGUACAACCGCCCACUGAAUUCCACUGAGAUGACUGCAAUCAAGGACAGGAUCCCCGUUCCAAAGAGAGCUCCGGAAUCGCAGGCGGAUGAUGUUCCUCAAACCGUCGCAUCUGCUGGAUCUGCGGCGCCUGGCCCACGGGAAGUACCAGCAGCACCGGGGAGGACAACUAUGGAGAGAGCUACCACCACAGAACAUGCGGCUGCGGUAAGCUUUACCUCUGCUGGGAGCGGACUGCUGCCGCUGCUUCUUCUGUUGGGGCUGUGGGUGUUCGCGGCUCUGUGA
This is a messenger RNA of Trypanosoma cruzi, 2331 nucleotides long. Its product is annotated as trans-sialidase, putative. The coding region runs from base 1 to 2331 and encodes 776 amino acids. The transcript has a single exon. NCBI's taxonomy places the organism in Eukaryota, Euglenozoa, Kinetoplastea, Trypanosomatida, Trypanosomatidae. The record is from RefSeq and is a predicted model, not a curated record. Gene Ontology annotation, molecular function: exo-alpha-sialidase activity. Gene Ontology annotation, cellular component: membrane; cytoplasm; intracellular membrane-bounded organelle. Gene Ontology annotation, biological process: ganglioside catabolic process; oligosaccharide catabolic process.